AUGUCGGUCUCCUCCCUAUUCGGCUCUCCACUGCUUCUCCUACCCAAAUCAUCCUCCCCUUCAACAUCCGCCUUCAAACCCUUCAAUGGCGGAGCAGCACGACUGACUCCGGCUCCCGGCGGCGGCGGCGGGUUGGUGAUUGAAUCCUCUUCGAGGCCGACGAAGAAAGCGACGGCUCAUCAUAUGAAGACGAGGCCGAGGAAGAGUCAGCCGUGGGAUAUCAGGCGAAAGCCCACCGUUUACGCGCCACUUCCGGAGCUUCCUCCCGACUGGACUCUGGUUUCCGCCGCGGAAUCCCCCGCCGAUGGCGGUGAUGCUGAUGGCGGUACUGCCGUUGAGGCUCCUUUGCUUUCUGCUGCUUAG
This is a messenger RNA of Linum tenue, 363 nucleotides long. The record is from the annotation of a GenBank genome assembly. NCBI's taxonomy places the organism in Eukaryota, Viridiplantae, Streptophyta, Magnoliopsida, Malpighiales, Linaceae.